Molecule: messenger RNA, 1919 nt
Organism: Chenopodium quinoa (quinoa)
Lineage: Eukaryota; Viridiplantae; Streptophyta; Magnoliopsida; Caryophyllales; Amaranthaceae
Product: F-box/kelch-repeat protein At3g06240-like
Exons: 1
Coding region: 415-1608 (397 amino acids)
Molecular function (GO): protein binding
Source: RefSeq, a predicted model, not a curated record
GCGUUGUCACCGGCGGCUUUAAGGAGAAGCACGAUUUAAGGAUGCAUAGAUUGUUCAAUAAAUAUACUUUUAAUUUUUUUUUUUUUUUGAAAAAAUCCAACAAAAUCAAUGCAUCCAUUUUAUUUUAGUUGAUAUUGAUGAAUAUUAUCCACAUAAUUUAUUUUAACUUUUUUAAAUUAAAAAAAAAAAAAGUUAUGUUGGGGUUCAUCUAUAAGAAAAAUACAGUAUAAAGUACAGAGUAAAAAAAUUAAAAAAAAAUAGAGUAUAAAAAUACGAGUAACAAAUCAACGAUCAAAGAAGAAGUCAAGCGCAUAUACAUUGAUAUAUAAUAAAGUCAAGCUCAAAAAUUUUUGUUGUCACCGGCGGCAUAACCUCCGGUUGCCCCCUCCAAAAACCAAAACCCUUCAUUCUAAAAUGAUGAGAUCAAUCGAAAAAAACAGGAAAAGGAAGAAACAGAGGUUGAAGAAAACAAACAAUAAACCCCAAAAUAACCCCUUUCAAUCACCCCUAAAUUCUGUUGAACUUCCUGAAGAACUCAUCUUUUCUGAAAUCCUUCCAAGAUUACCGGUAAAUUCCUUAACCCGCUUCAAAUCUGUUUCAAAAACAUGGAAUUUCAUUAUCUCCUCCCCAAAUUUCAUCAAUUCCCAUCUCAAAUGCACUAUUUCAAACCCUUUUGUGCCCUCAAAUUGUGUGUUUAUUAAAUCUGCUUAUGAUUUUUACAUUCUUAAUUAUUCUGCAUAUGAUAGAUACCCAGAUGAUAAUUAUGAUGAAAAGGGUUUGAUUAAGGUUAAAAGUCUUCAUUUUGAUGAUAAUGGUGUGAAUACUUUCUUAAUUGGUUCAUGUAAUGGAUUAGUAUGUUUUGGGCGUGGAACUGCUUUUAGUAAAUUUGGUUAUAACUUUCGUGUUUAUAAUCCAGUAAUGGGUCAGUUUCUUCAUGUGUCAGAUCCUUUAGGGAAUUUUCAAGGGAAAUUGAUUUUUGGGUUUGGGUUUGUUUCUUGUAAAAAUGAUUAUUUGAUGUUGGUUGGUGGUCUUCAGAGGAAGAGUUAUAAGAAUUUUGUGUAUAUUUAUUCAUUAAGGUCUAAUGAAUGGAAGAAAAUCGGAGCGUUUGAUGAAGAUGAGUUUUCGAUAUAUUUGGGUGGUAGAGGAGUAUUGGUUAAUGAGACAUUGCAUUGGCUUACUACCCAAUUUCGAAGAACGAAUGCUAAGUGUAUAAGUGGCUUUGAUUUGGUUGAUGCGAGCUUCAAGGAUGUGAGGAUGCCUAGGGUGUUUUGGCGUAAUGAUCAUUUUUUGGACUUCAAAUUGAGUGAGAUGAAUGGAUCAUUGUGUGUUUGGGGUGAAGAUAUCUAUGGUGGGGUGGAAAUGUGGAUGUUGAUGCAAUAUGGGGUGUGGGAUUCUUGGACGAAACUUUUCAAGAUUGACAUGAUUUCGGGUUUGGAUAACUUCUAUGGAUGCUUAGAGAGCGGGAAAGUUUUGGUCAAAACAAAUGAUGGAUGUCUCUUGCUAGUUGAUCCGGAUCAAGGUCAGCCACGUUUUAUAUCAUUAGUGAAAGAUUUGGGUGAUAUUGAGGUAGUGAAUUACAUUCGGAGUCCUGUUUCUCCUUUCUCUUGAAUGUUCCUUCCAAUGUUGUGGAACGGUACAAUUAUCAUUUAUCAUUGUAUUCUUUUUGUAUAUAUUGCAUGAAAUUAUUGCAUGGAAACUACCUUAUGAAUUGUGUUGUUAGUAGUAAACAAAUAUGUAUUUAUGUUCUGCAAUAAUUACCCUCAACUCCCUAAAAAAAAUGGAAAAAGAAAGCAGAUGAAGAAAUGCAAAAUGGACAUCUUUUUGGAAUGUUACAUUUAUCAUUUCUCAUGCUGUUUUUCAGUUGCAGAUGUAUCUCAUUUUCUGACUUCUGAUAUUUUAUGAAUUUGAGUUCCAUGUUU